AUGAAUGAAACGACCGGAUCAUCGGAACCACCAAUCGUUCGUCAUAUAAAAUUCUAUUUAUUUAUUUCAAUUGAAUUGCCAUCAGUAUCGAUAUCAAUUUAUAUUUUCUAUAAAUUCUAUCAUUCAUAUGAAAUUCGUUCUCGUAUAAAUAAUCAUUCGAUUCUAGCCUUACUCGUUGUUUCAUUUAUUGCAUUGACCACUGAAUUGCCAAUCACACUUCAAUAUCAUAGUUCGGGUCAUGUUAAACCUGAAGAUGAACGUUUUUGUCUAUUUUGGAUUUGGUAUAAUUAUUCACUUAAAGCCAUAGAUUUAUUUCUCAUGGCAUGGACUUCUAUUGAGCGUCAUAUACUUAUAUUUCAUUCGUAUCUUGUUUUAACAUCAAUCGGAAAAUUAAAAUGGCAUUAUAUUCCAUUAGUAAUUAGUUUUGUUUAUGUACCUUUAUUUUAUUUUCUAUGUGUUACUAUUUAUCCAUGUGAAAAUAAUUUUGAUUAUUCGUCGCAUUUAUGCCGUUCGAUUUGUUUUCAUAAAAUAACAUGGUUGUCAACAUUCGAUUGGAUAACAAAUAUAUUAUUACCAUCAUUAAUUAUAGAAUUCGGAAGUAUAACUUUACUGAUUCGGAUUUUAAUUCAAUUUAAAAAAAUGAAACGAACAAUUAAGUGGCAAGCAACACGUAAAAUGACGCUGCAGUUAAUAUCAAUAUCAAGUCUUUAUUCAAUAUUUUGGAUUUCAUUUACUUUAAUAUCAGUUAUACGACUUUUUUUUAUUCCGGAAUUUCUCGAUAAAAUGACAUUGUAUUAUUUUCAUUAUUCCCCAUAUUUUGUUCAACUUUUAAUGCCAUGUAUGUGUUUAUUUUGUUUACCUGAAUUAUGGACAAGCAAAAAUCGUGUUGUACCAACACAAUAA
Molecule: messenger RNA, 903 nt
Organism: Rotaria socialis
Lineage: Eukaryota; Metazoa; Rotifera; Eurotatoria; Philodinida; Philodinidae
Source: the annotation of a GenBank genome assembly